Telopea speciosissima is the source of this 1500-nucleotide messenger RNA. Its product is annotated as 7-deoxyloganetin glucosyltransferase-like. NCBI's taxonomy places the organism in Eukaryota, Viridiplantae, Streptophyta, Magnoliopsida, Proteales, Proteaceae. The transcript has 2 exons. The record is from RefSeq and is a predicted model, not a curated record. Bases 1 to 1473 code for a protein of 490 amino acids. Gene Ontology annotation, molecular function: UDP-glycosyltransferase activity.
AUGUCCACAAAGAGAGAGCUGAGUUGUAUUGUAGGGGAGGAGAUCAAGAAGGCCCAUGCGGUAUGUAUCCCAAUCCCAGCACAAGGCCACAUAAAUGCUAUGCUCAAGGUAGCAAAGCUUCUUCAUCACAGUGGCUUCCAUAUCACUUUCGUCAACACCGAAUUCAUUCACAGACGCUUGCUCAACUCAUUAGGCCUUGAUUCUCUAAAGGGUUUAUCUGACUUUCACUUCCAUACCAUCCCUGAUGGUCUCCCACUUCCAGACGACAUUAAUGAUGCUACCCAAGAUAUCCCUGCUUUAUGUGAUUCCAUCAGGAAGACUUGUUUAGUUCCCCUUCGUAACCUCCUCACCAAACUCAACUCCGAUCUCAACAUCCCUCAAGUCACCGGCAUAGUUUCCGAUGGUUGCAUGAGCUUCACUCUUCAAGCUGCUGAGGAACUCGGAAUCCCUCAAGUUUUUUGUUGGACACAUAGUGCUUGUGGCUUCUUUGCCUACAUGAAUUAUCAUCUCCUCAUGGAAAAAGGCCUAAUACCUCUCAAAGAUGAAAGCUACUUGACAAAUGGGUAUCUAGAGACACCCAUUGAGUGCAUUCCAGGAAUGAAGAACAUGCGAUUGAGAGAUCUCCCUACUUCUUCUCGAACUACCGAUCCCAACGACUUGAUGCUCGACUUUAUCAUGGGAGAAGCAGAUAGAUCUCAGAAAGCUGCUGCUGUCAUUUUAAAUACCUUCGAUGCCCUUGAUCAGGACAUCUUAGAUUCACUCUCCACUAUGUUACCUCCUCGUGUUUACACCAUUGGUCCUCUACAAUUGCUGCUGAACCAAUUGCAGAAUGAUGAUGAUGAUUUGAAGUCUAGGAAAGAAGAAUCGGGUCGUCUUGAAUGCCUCAAUUCCAAAGAACCCGGUUCGGUGGUUUACGUGAAUUUCGGUAGUAUCACAGUAAUGACUCAUCAACAACUCACUGAGUUUGCUUGGGGACUCGCUAAUAGUGAGCAAACAUUCUUGUGGAUCAUAAGAUCUAAUCUUGUGGUGAGUGAGUCGACCGUGUUUCCACCCGAGUUCAUGAUUCGAACCAAAGAGAGAGGUAUGUUGGCAGGCUGGUGCCCACAAGAGCAAGUCCUAAGCCACCCAGCCAUCGGUGGGUUUUUAACACAUAGCGGUUGGAACUCUACACUUGAUAGUAUAUGUGGUGGUGUGCCUGUGAUCUGUUGGCCUUUCUUUUCCGAGCAACCAACCAACUGUAGAUAUUCAUGUGUUAAUUGGGGGAUAGGUGAUGAAAUUCAGCAAGACGUGAAGAGGGAAGACGUUGAGAAGCUUGUGAGGGAGUUGAUGGUCGGAGAUAAAGGUAAGGAGAUGAAGAAGAAGGCCAUGGAAUGGAAGAACAAAGCUGGGGCCGCCACUGCUCCUGGUGGCUCCUCCCAUGUCAAUUUUAACAACAUGGUGAAUGACAUUCUUCUCUCCAAACAAUAUUAUUAAAUAAUCAAAACUUUUCUACAUUUCAUG